AUGGCCACCCGCCCCUCCAACGAUGUCGGGACCAACCUUUCUAGUACCGGCGAAGAAAUCCGCAGAGCAGAAGAUCUCUUUCGCGCUCAGAGCAAGGUUUCUUCGAAGGUCGAUACCGCUGUGGAAAAAAUCAACCAAGCGGACAACGGAGAUAACGAACUGAUUUCAUCGACUUUCACGUUAAUGAAGGAUCAAUUUGGAGACUUCGUCGAGAACAGCAAGGUCAUCAUGCAACUUCUUAGCGGGCUAGCCGUAAUUCAUCCUUUUUUGGGAGUUGCCGUCGGAUUAUUCAACGCAGCGAUUCGGAUGGAGAUCGAUAGGAUCGACAACGAUGGAAAGACGCUGGUGCUGUGCAUUGAGAUGAAGGAUAUGAUGAGCACUCUGCUUUCGAUCAAGAAUCUAUCCGAUGAUCAGAUACCGGAGGUCGAGAAGUCCCUAAAAGAGUGCCUCAGUGAUGCCGCGAAGUCGAUCGAGACCUGCGCGCGUCUUUGUGCGGAAUAUCACAAGAGGGGGAUGAUCAGUGAGUCUGUGACUUGGCGUACAAAGCGGGAGUUAGACCUCUCCUCAGAACGAGUUUUGACCAGCGCGAAGUGGAAGGACAAGUUCACCCAGAUCAGCGAGGAAUUUCUUCGUCACAAGACAGCCAUUCAUGACUGCCUCAUUCGAUUCGGGGCACUGAUCGCCGAAGCCACGCAUCAGGCUGUCGGUCUCCUGUCGCUCAAAGUUGACCAACUUCGCGGCCUCAUGGGAAAGGUGUUCACCUUGCUGCAGUCAUCUGUCGAACGCGAGCUCGGGGCGUUCGUAGAAAAACACGGUGCCAAAGAGGUCGUCUCGGACGAUGUGCUGCUCUCUGAACUGUUACACAAGCAACAGAAGCUCGCGCCGGAGCCGAUGACCUCGAAGCUGGCGAAGGGAAGCGAUAAAGGAUCGCGAGAAGAAAAUCUCGCGGUCGAGAUUUCUUCCCUGAGAACCGAGUUCCGUGAGAGCCUCGAUACAUUCCUACAGAAGGAAGACGCCGCGUUCAACCGCAAGCUCGGCGCGUAUAAGCAGCUCGAGGACACAGUGCGCCAAAACUCAGACCGGGUCAUAUCAGAAACUGCGGAUAUGCUAGCGAGCUUCGGUACUUCUACGGAGAAGCGCAUCAGAGAUCCGGAUGUACGGCAUGUCUGGCAUGACGAGGGCUGGAAAGGCAGCGCUAAGGCAAAGCAUCUGGUGAUGGCCUUACGCAACCACUUCAACGAUAGAUACCACACGAUGAUAUCCACUGAGCAGCGAGCGCUGGAGAAAAUCCGUGAUAUCGUAGAUUCCUCUAGCCCCAGCACGGCUGCGCAGAAGCUUUCCAAGGUAUCCGAUAUUGCGUACAAGAUCGAGCCUCUAAACCGGGACGAUCUUUGGGCUCUGAGAUACAUGACAAUUACGCGAGUCCAACCACUGCUUGAGACGCUAGACGAUGAUGCCUCUUCUUUUGUGACCAUCUCAGAAGCUAAUGCCUUCACGGACGGGAAGCCACCGGAAUGGAGCCUUCCUCAUUGGAUAGCGUAUUGGACCACGGGUUUCCGUAUCACAAUGCAGUGGUACGAGGGCCGUAUUCGCAAGAUUAUUUCAGAGAUAAGCGAGGUGUCAAGAGACGUGCUUCCCGCCAACCGGAGAAUUGUGGACGCUUACGUCGGGUCGUGGCAAACCUUGCGUCUUCCAGAACGUUUCCUAGCUGGCAUGCAUGACAGCAGCGAUGGACCAGAUUUAGACGUGUGGCUUCUUAGUCGAUUCAAGCUCUACGUCGACGCCGAAUAUAACCGCUUAAAACGUAUCUUGACGAGCAUUCUGUACUAUAUCGACGACAACGGCACCUUGGCUCUUCUAACCCAAUCCCAACGUUUGGAGAAGACCCUGCUCCCAAUAUCCUUUCUUCUUCUUCAGCGCUCCUUGGAGGUCAUCAAAGAGGCAAACUCCAGGGUGAAUACCUUGAAAGCGAUUUGCAAACUUCAAAAUAUACACGCCGAGGAGCAUUUCGCGAGAUUCUGUUUUGGUUUGUAUCGGUACAUUGCCGAUUACGACGCCAUAGAGACAUCUUCAUACUACAGAGACACGAUUGACGCCGACAAUUCGUUCUAUGACAUUAUGGACGAUGUCGAAUAUGUAGAAUAUGGCGCAAGCUUCGAGAGCGGGAGGGGCGAGUCUCCUGAUCCGCAAAAUGCGGAUGGCGCUUCGGACCCAGGAACAAGUUCGACACUAGGUUCCUCAAGCUCGGAACGACACGAGGAAAUUAUAGCACCACAGAGCACUUUCUUUGGAAUCCAAUCUCUGGAGACCUGGGGCUCACUCGUUGCGGACUUGCAGUGCUACGAUAAUACCGAGAAGACAAAUGAGGGUGCAAAUCUGCAUUCCCAAGGUCUUGUUGGUCAUUGGGCGGGCUACUAUACCUAUCAAACCGGAAUCAAGGAUGGACUCACCAGCUUCAAUAUCGACCUGGUGAAUGAUGACGGUUCAUUUAGCGGCUCUGGAAUAGACGCUAUCGGGCAGUUCACGGUCAGCGGAUGUCGCUAUGGCGCCACGCAACUCGCUUGGAUUAAGAGAUACCUGAACCAGAAUCUAUCAUGGCUCUAUGUGGCCUCAUUCGACUCGAUCCACGGUAUCACAGGGAGGUGGGGCCCUGACAUCGGCUCUCUCGAUCUAGAAACUCCACCCGGGUGGGGACUUCCGUAUGGAGGCGAGUGCCAAUUCCAACGCCGCCCGGACACAUGGUUUCUCGCUGGGGCAUCGAAGAUGCAGUCGGACGAUGGCAGUAAAAGAGCGAAGAACCUGUGGCGCUAUGCGUUAUCCGCCAUCAAGGCAGGAGCAGCUUCGCGUACUCUACAUUGGUCGACCCUGGAGAGCCGGCGUGAAGCACGCGACUCUUAUCUGCAGCUUUUCGUGCAGAACCUGUCGAGGGUGCUCACGGGGGAGGAACGCGAAAGGUUUGAUGCGUUGGCUAUGACAAUCUACCCUCGCGACUUGAGAUUCUACGUGUCAUUGCUCGUGCUACGCAACCGCAGGGAGCUGGUCCACCAUCACAUGCGAUUCAUGUGGCGAUCGACUGCGCGGCUCUCGCUUCAUCUGCAUUCAAUGUUCCGAGAACGAGAACUUCAAUACGGUGGACCUUUAGAAGCAGACAACAAGAACCACAUCCUUUCCCAUAACCUGCUGGAACUGCGCUGGGCCUACAGCACCGAUCAAUAUUUCAAGAUCUACCGCCAAGCACGGAUCGCAAUAUCUCAGGGCAACAACCUGAUCCAGACUCAAUUUCUGACUGGGGCCCACGCGGAAAGCUCCGUGACAGCAUCUGUAGAUGACUCUACCAAAACCAGCAACUCCGUCCCCACAUCGACAUGUUGCGAGGUCUGUAGGAAGCGAGCGGAACGGCCGUGCUGGAUGUGCGUAGAUUGCCUGCAGUACGAUAAACACGUCUUUAUCUGCGUGUCAUGCAACGAUAAGGAGCGCGCCGGUCACCGGUCAGAAGAUAUGUGGAAUAACAGACUCCGCGACGAGGCGAAGGAGAAACAGGAACACCACUGGAGGCAUGCCGCGGUGUUCUUUCCGUCGGAUUUAACGGAGCCGGUUUGGACGAUGAUCGACAGAAUCGACGCACUCGAGCGCACGGUGAGCGAUCUCAGAGACGAUCGCGCAAAGCAGGCGAAGGAGAUUUCGCACCGCGUUGACAAGCUGGAGCAAAACAUUUCGGAGCGAUUCGACAAGCUGGAAAGGACGAUACUCGCGCUCCACGCAGUCGAACAUUCGUAA
Punctularia strigosozonata HHB-11173 SS5 is the source of this 3777-nucleotide messenger RNA. RefSeq lists its product as uncharacterized. Bases 1 to 3777 code for a protein of 1258 amino acids. Lineage: Eukaryota; Fungi; Basidiomycota; Agaricomycetes; Corticiales; Punctulariaceae. The transcript has 15 exons. The record is from RefSeq and is a predicted model, not a curated record.